GAUGCUAACUUGAAAUAAAGUAAGUUCCAAAGCGCGCAUUGUGUCUCCUAAUUUUGAUUCAAUAGAUGUCUACGGAGUUUAAAAGCUUUCUGUGCGUUACAGACAGAAAUGUUGGCUGUUUCUUCAAUUAGAUAAACAUGCGGCUACUCAUCCAGAUCACUGUCACGGUUGUAUGUUGUGUCAAAGCUGAGAUAGCCGUUGACCUAGUCGUCGACUUCCUGGUGGAUAGAAAUCUUAGCUUCGUGGUUUUGUUCCCUUGCUCUGACACAGAUUAUUAUACAUGGCUGAAAUAUUCAUCGGAUCAAGCUGAUUAUGGCUUCUUAACUUUGGAUGGCUCAACAAUCACUAGAAAAGACAAACAUGAUGGUCAAGACAUGACCAGUGUAGAAAUACAUUCAUCCAGCAUUCAAACAGGGAUAGUCGUUGAUUCAAAUUGUGCUAAAAACGUAGAAGUGCUUAACAUGGUACCAAGAGACCUCCUCUUUAGCUCGAAAUAUCACUGGCUCAUUUUGAGUGACUCAGAGAUCGGGGGUGUUCUCAACAUCGAUGAUUAUAAACCUCUGGCAUCGAUGCCUCUCACCCUCGAAAGUGACGUCACCAUCGCAACCGGGCACGAAGACACCUCGAGGAACCUGACGGAUGUUUUUCGAUUCGACCCUAAUGGGGGUAUAAACGCCACCCUUGCUGGCUCUUGGCAGAGGGGAUCAGGGAUCCAAUGGUUUUGGACGCAAACAAGACGCGACAGAAGACUCAAUAUGCACGGCUUGGAAAUAACUUCUGGAAUAGUGUUUGUCAAAGUAUCCAACAUGACAACAACUGAUCCAGAAUUGUGGUUGAAUCCGAAUUACAUGAAAGGUAUUGAAGGACUUUCAAGACACGCGUACGAGUUAUGGACUUAUCUUUCGGAUCUUCAUAAUUUCAAGAUCAAAAUUGUCGCAAUAGUGGAUUCUUACGGAAUAUCAAAUGGCACCUCCUUCGACGGGCUCAUAGGGCUUCUACAGCGGGAAGAAGCGGAAGUUAGUAUCAUAGCUAUCGUCAUGACUGAGGAGAGAAUGUACGCCGUCGAUUACGUCAGGGUUCCCAGGAGUUUUUGGGGCUGGAGGCCGAUGUUCGUGUUUUUACAUCCUAAAACCAGCUCGAAGAUAACGGCUUUAGUCGAUGCGGUUUCAACGAAUGCGUGGAUUGGCAUAGGCUGUAUGGCACUUCUUCUUUAUUUAGCCCUAAGCGCCUCCUACAAUGUUUCGCACAACCUUCUCGAGAGAGUAUCGUUAGCCUUCACGUUCACAGCUGCAGUGGUCGCACAACAAGGCCUUUCUCAACUGUGUAGAGAUGCGAAUAGACUAUCGGUGCGAAUAGUUAUUGUGAGUGCCUUGAUUUUCGGCUUUAUUUUGCUGUUUUUCUACAAUGCAACCAUUUUGACAUUCCUGUUGUCAUUGCCAACGAAAACGAUUCGCACAAUGCGUCAAUUAAUCGACAGUAAUUUGCUGAUUGUUUCUGAAAAUGCCGUCCAAUACAUAGACUUAAACCUGAAGCUGAAUGUAUCGAAUGUAAAAGAAGUUUUUACGAAGAAAAUCAGGAGCCGAGACCAUUUCGUACCAUUUGCGACUGGGAUCAGUAAAAUGAGGAAAGAGCAGUACGCGUUCAUGAGCGACGAUCAGAAAAUAUUUCGGCACUUGCAAGAAAAUUUAACCGAUACGGAGAGAUGCGCCGCUCAAGUCAUAGAUUUGCUGCCCGCCAAGUUCCCGUUCUCGAUACCAAUCCGAAAAGAAUCGGCGUACGGCGAGAUGCUUGCUAGAGGGUUCCUUCUUCUGCUGGAGAGAGGGAUAGUUGACAGGGUGGACCGUAGAUGGACGUACGGACAGCCCGAGUGCAUCAUGAGUGACUUCAUGCCGGUCGAGAUAGACGAUGUCUUCUUCGCAUUCCUCGUCAUUCUCGCAGGAACCCUCACGUCCGCCAUUUUGUUUUUCACCGAGAUUAUCAGUGUUCAAAGCCUCUCUCUUUUAAGCGAUAAGUCGAAGCGUUAACGUGUUGAGCGGUUCCCUCCGGUCCAAGAAGAUGACAUUAAGCCGAAGCAGAUCUGUGCAUCUUGCAUUUCAAAAUUAAAUCUUUACUCAGGGCUCAUAGACUCAUGCAUAGCAGCUGACCAGAAAUUUGAGGUAUUGAUCCAA
This is a messenger RNA of Bemisia tabaci, 2168 nucleotides long. The record is from RefSeq and is a predicted model, not a curated record. Lineage: Eukaryota; Metazoa; Arthropoda; Insecta; Hemiptera; Aleyrodidae.